AUGCCGCAGACACGGCGGCGGAGCCCGGGCUGGCAGGCGGCCGCGGGCCGGCGGGGCGGGGAGGGGCGGCGGGUGCGGGGCAGCGGCCGCGGGCAGCCCGGGCUGCGCCGCCUCGGGGGGGCCGCCCCGGGCCCCCGCCCUCCCGCGGGCACCGGCACCGGCACCGGCACCGGCACCGGCAGCAGGGCCGCCCCAGCCGGCCCGAGGGACCCGGCCCGCGUCCCGCCGCGAGCGGAGCGAGGGCUCCCAGCCGCUCAUCGCAUCUCGGUGUUUUUCAUUUUCGUACGUUUUUUGAGUCGCUGUUUUUUAUCUUUACACAAAGAAUGCCCUUCUCGCAGGAAAAGCAUCCCACGGCGCUGUCACCGCCGCUGCCCGUGCCGCGGCCCUCCUCUGCUCCUCCGCGGCCGCUUUUCUCCCCGGCCCGCCGGGGGACUGGACCCUGGACCCGGUGCCGCUCUGCCGGGCUUUGGGGACAGGUUUGGACCUCGUCUGCUGCUGGAGGAGGCAACACGGGAGCGUGGCCUGGCAGGUGCCUGGGAGGCUGGGAUGUCCCUGCUCUGCCCUGCCGCCUCCCAAAUGCGCGAUCCCCGGCACCGGGAAGUCCCGGUGGCAGCUGGAGAACAAAGGUUUCUUGGGUACUGCAACUUUGAUUCAUAGGCAUCCUUUGCAGAAAGCAGCUCACAUUUUGUGAGACUCCACAAGGGACCGCAAACAGGCAGCUCUGGCUGCACCAUGGAGUGAAGCAAAAGGUUUCUCACCAGCUCAGCCACUUGCUUGGUUGCAGUGAGGAUGCCUGGAUGCAGAUUAGGAACCAGCAGUCACAUCAGUGAAAUGCAAGUAGCGGCUGGAGCCUUGUCUGUGUGAAGGAUCCUGCCAGCACAGCUGUACCACUGACAGCAGUGGAAUAUUUUGCUCUAGUUCUCUAGAGGAAUCAAAGUAUUUUGUCUCUUGCUCUCUCUUUUUUUCUGUUGCUCCUCACUCAUUAAAAGUCAGCCACACAAAGCACAUGGUUGCUCUCUGUGUUUAAUAAAAAAAAUGUUCGGGGUUAAAGACCAAGAGCCAAAGCUGUUUUGAAGUCAGACAUAUGUAAACAGUACCUGGAAAUAAUGAUAAUGAUAAUAAUAAUAAUAAUAAUAAUAAUAAUAAUAAUAACAACAACAACAACAACAACAAUCCUUUUGUGUCAUAAAUAUUCACAUUUCUAUCUGCUAUUUCAUUACGAGACAGCACAACUUCUGAGAAUGUGCUUGAUGAAUAUUUGGGGGAGCUGUGCCUUCAGCUGCAGUGGCGUACAGCAGCACUAAUGCUUCUGGCUUCUCCACUCCCUUAUGUAACCAAAAUCACAAGUUAGAGCCCAAAUUACAAAGCAUAAGCAUGUGUACAAUAUUAAGCAUACAAAUGGUGUCUGAAAUUAUUAUCCUUUCCAUGUAGGUCUGUUUUUAAUCUGUUAGAAUUUUUCCUUCUGCAGCUUUAUUGAUUUCAGUAUCCGCUGAUGCAGUUCAUAACACAAUCAAGCCUUAAAAACCCCACUGUGAAGACAUUAACCCAAACUUAUCUAAGGCCAAAAUCACCCUGGCUAUGGAUAGGUGGAGUUCAAAUGACUUUUAUACCUCGAGUGUGUCCAGUAUCAAGACACUAGUGCAAGCAGAACACCAUAUCCCUGUGGCUGCUUUGGCAACCAGGCAGAGUGGCAGAUUUUUGCACCCCAGCCCAAGGCAUGGGUUUGCCAUCACCUUCCUUUGAGUUUUCCCUCUUUCUCAGGGACUAUUUUUGCCAUUACCAUGCUGAUCAUCUUGCUGGAGUUUUAAGGUGUUGGAUGCUGAUACAGCGAGUGCCUCUUGUAUCUGUUUAAUCCGAUAACAUAACUCUUUUUUAAUCUCCACGUCUGGGUCACAGGGUUUAAAAAAGACACUGGGCCAAAUCCCCAGCUUGGCUACAACGGGUGGAAAUCUACUGAGAUGGCACGAAAGUCAGGAGAGAUUCACUGCACCCGGGUAAAGAGGUCUCGAGGGGCAGGGAUGUGAGUGCCAGGUUUCAGAUGAUGAAUAUUAACCCAAGGGUAUGGCAGAGCUAAUUCAGAUUUCUGUUAAUUGAGGUGGAGGGAGGGAUAUUACACCAGGACCUAAAAUAUGCUCAUCAGCAAAUUCUCAUGAAUUUUCAAAUGGUAACCAAUAUAAUAUUUCUUCAUUUUUCAGGAGAAACCUUGUUUUCAUUGUUUGGCUGCUAGAGGGAACAUGAUGUUUCAUGGAUUCAGGACCAAGAUAGGGCACGGACAAAGAGGAAAUUUGGGAGGGAUUGGGAAGAUUUUACAGACAAACAUUGAAAUUAGAAAAAAACAAAGUUCAUCCAGGCAUGAAGUCCAGCACUAGGAAAGAAAUGGACAGCACUGUCUGUAAAGGAUUGUGUAAGCAAGAAUGGCAAAAAGAUGGUUUGAAUAAGUCCAUUGCAUUAAUGAUUUUCUAUACAAUAAUUUCCUACACAAAGUUACAUGGGAUAAGUCUUCGGUGUUCCCCUAUACAGCAGAGGAUCCUGAGCAUGAAAAAGGGAAGCAGAUUUUGUAAGGGAUUUGCAUAUCAUGGAGUGACUCUGGAUUGCAGAUUUUAAGCAUUACUAAAUUGGGGAAUAAACUGUUGCUAUUGCUGUUACAUACCAGGAUAUCUCACUAAUCCACACAAUCCACUAAGUUGCUGUAGUUUUAGUCUGUGUUUAUUUUAGAUGAAAUUAUGGCCUGGACAGUUAAUUUUUCUUAGUUUAUCCAUAUAAAUCAUAUAUAAAUAAGGUCUCAAACAGAAACCAAAACAUGACCUGUGUUUUUGGUACACUCCCCAUCAUGUGAACCUGCCAGGGAUAGAGCCCUGCACCCGGUUUACAAGUCAAACACAAAGGCAAUGAAAAACCACAGGUCUUCUGGAAAAGUAGCCACUUGGCAUUAAAUUCUCUUGCUUUAAUGCUCUGGGUGGCCUAUUUUGCUUCUAUUUGAGAUGGCCUAGCCAUUGUGGGAUUGCCUGCACUGGUCCUUUCCUUACAUCAAGCUAAUUACAAAUUAACUGGAGGCACUUAGCAAGGCUGAGAGGCUGGAGCCUUUCUGGACACCACUCGAGUUUGGAAAUUCCUGUUGCUUUACAGGGGCUGAUUCCUAAAGUGAGGGGCAAACACAGAGGAACCAAACAACCUGGGACCAAAGUGGCUUUAGAAAAAAGUGAGUGUCUCAAGUUAACAGAGUCAGCUACCUGCAAAUAUAAACCUCUCAUAUAUCCAAAGGUUUUCACUGGGAUUUUCAAGAUCUCAUGAGCAAUUUAAAAUCCUUGAAAGGAAUGCACUAUAGAAUGAAAAAUAUAAGUAUUAUUAAAGAAUGUCUCUGAACUGAAAGCCAGCCAGUUUCAUAAAAAUGAGCUAAAAAAGCAAUAACAGGUACUCUGUCUCCUGCUGGAUGCUGUAUAACCGUAUGUUUUGUAUUUUGGAAGUCACUCUAAAGCAAUGUUUUUUUUCUUCACUAUUGCUGUUGAGAAGAACAGUAGAAGAACUAUGUAUAAAUGAGAUUAAAGUAAUCUAAUUAAAAAAAUAAACAAUGUGCUUUCGUCUUCAAUUCAUAUCCAGUCAUUUGGGAUCUAACUGAAAAAAAAAAAAAAUUCUGAAAUUCAGAAAGGAUUUUGAAAGACAACUGUUUCUCUUUAAGAUUAAUGAUAAUCAUACUUGUGUGUUCAAGGGAGAAUAGAUCCAGUGUUAUGUAACAGGAUAAAGAAACAAAAUCCUUUUUCCUUAAAUUAAAAUAACCAGUAUGUGUGUGAAUUUUAGUCACUGAAAAUUUAGGAAACACAUUUUCUUGUACAAUUGCAUUCCACAUGCUAAAAUUGACGUCUUCUAACUUUUAAACAGAAUCACAAUAAUUAAAGACAAAAAAGAUUUGUUUGUUCCAUUUGACCACACUUUGCCAAUAGAGGAUUGUUCCCUAGGGAAAAUUCUGUGGCACUUGCCCUGUGCAAAAAUCCAAAUAUGUACUCAUCUUUUUAUUUUAUGUGGCAUUAGCAAAUCCAAUUAUUGCAUUUCCCAGUUGUUGUUUGUUUGGUUUUUUUUUGUUUUUAAUCUGAUUACCUAGUACUAGAUAUAUGAUAACUUAUCUCUUGUAAUUUUUUUUUCCUGAACUAUUACAUAACAGUUAGUAAAAAAUCUUGCAAUGCCUGCCUAAAUUUGCCAAAACCAGGAUAAGAUCAACAGGUAAUGGAAUUUUUUUGAUGUUGGCAUUGUUCUUUGCUGGCUCAAUCAUAUAAAAUUUAUUUAAAAAAAGCACCCAAGAAAAUAAUUUCCUGUCAUAUAAGCUCCAUUUUCCACUUCUGUAUUUUACAGAAGCACUCAUACCAGAAUUUCUGCAUCAGAAUUUGACACAUAGAAUUCUUCUAUCACAUGAGCCAAAAGAAGGCAAAUGGUAAAAAAAAAAAAAAAAAAAAAAAAAAAAGACAUCUCGUUGGAUCUAAUUCUGGAGUCAUUGUUUGAUGAUCCCAAUGCAGAGCAGUUGGGAUUUGCACAGAAAGGCUUUGCUGAGCUCAGGUGAUGUUCACUUGUGCGUGGGAGAAGCUCUUGUGAGCUUUGCUGAGCGACUCCGAGCUUUGUCUCCAGACAGACCAGAGCAGACACUGCAGAUGUUGUCCUUGCACGUGUCACACUCACUGUUUUCAGUCCUAAAAGCAAAGCUUCACAUCUGGGCAGGGUAAGUGAUGCUCCCUCACUGGACCAAGUGCUCUGUUAGCACAAGGUGUGCUUGGAGGUGAUGCACAUGGUGAAUUUCCCUGCUGGUAACACUCCUGCCAUGCUGCAGCUAAAUAUUCUGCUGCUGCACUGCCUGCAGAGAUUUCCUGGGGCUCACGAGCACAACAGGUCCUGCCAAGUCAAGCUGGUUACAUGGGUGCAGCAAAAUGAUUCGGAAUCUGGGAAGCCACAGGAGAUGUAAGUUGGGGGACAGGGAAGAAGUUGUGGCAAACCCACUCUGAAAGCAAUAAAAGGUCAAUAGAGUCUGAGGCUGCCCUGCAGAACCACUUCCAUUUCCAUUUGAGCUGAUUAUUUAGCUGGGCAGGUUGGCCUAACCACAUCCUGGGUGACAGUAGACAUCACAGUAAAUAGUCCAAAAAUGUGCAGUGGAGAGCUUGCUGAGGCAGUUGAGCCUUCAUGACUUACAGGACAGCUCCAGAAAAGCUGAUGGAUUAAACUCACCAAAGAAGAAGAAAAGUGAUCACCUGAGUGAAUUAAUACAUGCUCAUGUUUCUUUCUAUUUGCUUAUGGGUCCUUCUGCUCCCUUCCCUCUCAAAGUGAUGGUGAAACUGUUAUGAGGAGUGCAUAAUUUUCAAUUACUUCAUUUAUUCUGACAAAUUACAUUGGUAGAUAUAGACAAACAGGGGGAGAAAAUACUGUAACAAACAAAACCAUUCCCAAAUGCAUGCUUGUACGAAUUCAGACAGAAUUUCCAGCUAGGUGAAUUAAUGCCCUGCAAGCAGAGAAAGGGCUUCAAAUGCCUGAGUGUCUAGAAAAAAGAAGAAAUUUAAAACAAAUUCUGCAAGCUAUGCAGCGACUGCUCAUCCAGGAUCAUGAUUUUAAUUAACAGAACUGGAAAGCAAGCAUAUAACAUAAACUU
Messenger RNA from Oenanthe melanoleuca, 5623 nucleotides. RefSeq lists its product as uncharacterized. The record is from RefSeq and is a predicted model, not a curated record. The coding region runs from base 1 to 657 and encodes 218 amino acids. NCBI's taxonomy places the organism in Eukaryota, Metazoa, Chordata, Aves, Passeriformes, Muscicapidae. The transcript is spliced from 2 exons.